UGUUUUAAUUUUAUUUCAUCACGUUCACGUGUUUACAUUUCGUAAUAUACCAUAAUAUGAAAUUUUCCAUUUUUUAUAAUUGAAUUAUUCUUCAAUUUAGUAAGUUUGUGCGAGCUAUUCUUCCUUUUUUAAAGCUUUCGGUUUUAUAUUUUAUGAUUGAGUGGAUGAUAUAUUAUGAGGUCGGCUAUAGUCUAUAAAAAAGAAAAAACACUCUUGUAAUAUAUAAUUAUAAAUAUUACAGAGAAAUUUAAAUUGUGGAUUGUAUUCUAAUUGGGUGAUAGAGUAGUAUAAUAACUCUAACAAAAUAUUUUAUAUAAUUAUGGAACUAGAAAUUUCGAAUCUCAAUAAACAUUGGCAUUGAAAUUUAGGUGAGCAAUACUAUCUAUCAUCCAGAGAGCAGAGAAAAGCAAUUAACAGGAGAAAUCAAGAGGGAGGAUUCAAGAACUGUAACAAAAGAGGCUUGUUCUUGGGCUCUAUAUUCUUUCCUUGAAGAAGCUAAAUCUUUAAUAGUAAAAGUUUCAGAUUAGCACAUUGCCAAAGGAAGAAAAAUGUUCAGUUCUUGCUGUGUUCCAUCAUCAACGUUGCCACCAUCCCACCGGGACAGACUUCUGUCAUCUUCAUUCUUUGGAAAUGCUGUGGGAGUUGGGCAAUCCAACAGUGCGAUAUCUGGUAUUCGGAUGGGACAAAACAACAUUCCUAGGAGGACAUGUGCUGCAACCAAAAGAUUUUCCACCUCAGCUGUUCUUGCUGAUGUUGCCAAAGAUUUCAUGGCUUUCCGGGCAAAUAUUUUACCAAAACAGGAGGCAGACCCCAAGACUGUUACCUCUAUCAUAUUAGGUGGUGGAGCAGGAACUCGGCUCUUUCCCCUUACUCGAAGAAGGGCCAAGCCAGCUGUACCAAUAGGAGGAUGCUAUAGACUGAUUGAUGUUCCCAUGAGUAACUGCAUCAACAGUGGAAUUAACAAGAUUUACAUCCUCACCCAGUUCAAUUCUCAAUCUCUCAACCGCCACAUUUCUCGGACAUAUAAUUUGGGCAAUGGUGUGAACUUCGGUGAUGGGUUUGUUGAGGUGCUAGCAGCUACACAAACAUCUGGUGAAUCUGGAAAGAAGUGGUUUCAGGGUACAGCAGAUGCUGUAAGACAAUUCAGCGGGUUGUUUGAGGACGCUAAACAUAGAAAUAUCGAGAACAUUCUGAUAUUAUCUGGUGAUCAUCUAUAUAGAAUGGAUUACAUGGAAUUCUUGCAGAAGCACAUUGAUUCUGGUGCUGAUAUAUCUGUUUCUUGUCUCCCUGUGGAUGAAAGUCGUGCCUCAGAUUUUGGACUUCUAAAGAUUGAUGAAAAUGGACAGAUCAGACAGUUUCUUGAGAAACCUAAAGGUGAAAGUCUGAGAUCAAUGCAAGUCGAUACAACUGUUCUGGGAUUAACAGCUCAAGAUGCAAGGAUAUCACCAUACAUUGCAUCAAUGGGCAUAUAUUUAUUCAAGACACAAGUUCUACUGAAACUACUCAGGUGGCAUUAUCCAGCAGCCAAUGAUUUUGGAUCUGAAAUCAUUCCACUGGCUAUGAAAGAUUACAAUGUUAAGGCAUACUUAUUUGAUGGCUACUGGGAAGAUAUCGGAACUAUAAAAUCCUUUUUUGAUGCAAAUUUGGCCCUUACAGAUCAGCCUCCCAAGUUUCACUUCUAUGACCCCCUAAAGCCAAUCGUCACUUCUCCUCGGUUUCUACCACCAACAAAAAUAGAGCAGUGCCGGGUCGUGGACUCUAUAAUUUCACAUGGUUGCUUGUUGAAAGAAUGCAGUAUCGAACAUUCCAUUGUGGGACUUCGUUCAAGAUUGGAUUACGGGGUGGAGCUAAAGGAUACAUUGAUGAUGGGUGCUGACAAUUACCAAACCGAGGAAGAGAUAGCAUCCUGUUUAGCAGAGAGCAAGGUUCCACUAGGCGUUGGAAAAGAUACCAAAAUUAUGAAUUGUAUAAUAGACAAGAAUGCAAGAAUUGGAAAAAAUGUUGUCAUCACAAACAAGGAUAAUGUGAAAGAGGCAGAUAGACCAUCUGAAGGAUUUUACAUUCGAUCUGGAAUUACUGUAGUGUUAAAGAAUUCUGUAAUUAAGGAUGGAACUAUUGUUUAGUACAUUGAUCAAUUACAUCCAUUUUGAUUCACCAAAAUU
Molecule: messenger RNA, 2162 nt
Organism: Theobroma umbraticum
Lineage: Eukaryota; Viridiplantae; Streptophyta; Magnoliopsida; Malvales; Malvaceae
Product: glucose-1-phosphate adenylyltransferase large subunit 1-like
Biological process (GO): glycogen biosynthetic process
Molecular function (GO): glucose-1-phosphate adenylyltransferase activity
Source: RefSeq, a predicted model, not a curated record